AUGUCGUUUAUUGCACGCCUUCUAGGGCUCCAGCCGACCCCAGUGGCGCCUAUUCUCCAUCCAACAGAUGAGGUGGUACAGGUGCACCUCUUUGAUAAUCAAGAAGUCAUGCGUUCAUACGACUUGUUUUGGACAUUCCGUUUCGAAGAGGUGCUUCAGGCAGACAUGUUGGGAAAAUCGUUAUCAGACCUAAUAGAGACCGGCGAUUGGAGAAAACUAGGCGGCCGAUAUCGUCUUCGAAGUGACGGCAAGCUGGAGGUUCAUAUCCCGCGCCCAUUUACUCCAGAACGGCCUCCCAUCUACUUCACCAAAGAGCAUUUCGACAUCUCAAUCGCAGAGCAUUCACUCGCAUCAACAUUUCCCAAAGCAGGCAACAACGCACAAUUAUUCCUAAGUGCCCGUGACUUUGCUCCCCUUGCGUACGGCCCAGGUGCCCCGACAUGCAUGGAUGAUUAUCUCCGCGGCGAUUUUCCCCUGCUUUCUCUUCAUGUCGUCACUUUCAUGGAUGCAACACUCCUCUCAGUCAAUUGGAACCAUACCAUGAGCGACCUUGGCGGAUUUACUGCUAUUCUCAAAGGCUGGGUGGCAUGUCUUGCAGGCAAAGAACCUCCGGAGUUUAAAAGUAUGGACGAUAGCAUGCAGCCAUUGUAUGACAAUCCGCCUGAGGGGACGCCUCUCAUUGCAGACAGCAUACUUUCCGGUUGGCGAAAGGUCACUUGGAUACUCCAAUUCCUCUGGGAUCAAUUUUGGACGACCAGUGCCUUUCAAUCUCACACCAUCUGCAUUCCCAAGCAGCGAAUGGAUGCCCUAGUACAAGGUUGCAGAGAUGAGGCGGCUGAAGCAGCAAGCACAACAUCGAGAGAUCCUUUCAUCAGCGAAGGAGAUGUCUUGAUGUCCUUGGCUGCCCGCCUCGCGGCGUGGAGUCUUCCCGCAGGCACUGGCCGGACGGUUUCGACUUUGGGUGCCGUAGAUCCGCGACCGCGAAUACCAGCCUUGUUUAACCCAGAUGCCGCAUAUGUACAGAACGCGCCAUGCGGUUUGCUGGUAAUGCAGUCAGCGUCCAAAAUCCUGACCAAGCCUGUUGGUGAGUUGGCACUGGAUAUUCGCAAAGCGCUUGCUGAGCAGACCACUGAGUCGCAGAUGAGGCUUGCCGCCGCGGUGUCAGCAGAAGCACUGCGUGCUACGGGAAGCUUGCCUGUAACGGGGGAUGCUACAUCAUACUUGACGGUGUACUCAAAUUGGAGCAAGGCUGGGUUGCUUGAUAUUGUGGACUUUAGCCCAGCGGUGAUACGAAGCUCCCAUGUAGACCGAACCAGGCAACCUACACUGGGUAAGCUUGCUCGUCCUGUUUUCUUUCAUUCCCGAUCUUUGACUAUGGGGAAGUUUACGACGAGUAUGCUUCUUGUUCAUGGCAGGGAUCAUAAUGGGCACAUGUGGUUUGGUGGAGAUUCAAGUCCUUAUGCUUGGGGGAAGCUAGUUGAUUAUAUUAACUCGCUAGAAUAA
This is a messenger RNA of Pochonia chlamydosporia 170, 1503 nucleotides long. Its product is annotated as lysr family regulatory protein. The coding region runs from base 1 to 1503 and encodes 500 amino acids. The record is from RefSeq and is a predicted model, not a curated record. Lineage: Eukaryota; Fungi; Ascomycota; Sordariomycetes; Hypocreales; Clavicipitaceae. The transcript is spliced from 2 exons.